AGGGACAACGUAAGCCAAGAAACAAGCUGAGCAGCCCCGGAAGAGUGGUGCCAGACAGCUGUUGUCACCAGGCACUUGACAAGAAGGAAAAGGAGGCUUGAGACACUCAGCCUGAGGUCAGACUCCAUGUAGGUCCAGCAGCACCGCCAAAAUCCCCUUGCCGAUGCCCAGGCCCUGAGCUGCUGUGUCCUGCAGGCUCCCGUGCCCAGAAUGGCCUGCACUGAGGUCCCGCGGCAGCCCGUCCCGCAGCAGCCCCAGCCCUUCUCCACAGGAGCCGUCACCAUCAACACCACGAGCCCUGCUGGGGGGCACUGUGGCUUAAUAGAUGGCGACCUAGAGUGCCUGGUGUGCAGGGAGCCCUACAGUUGCGCCCGGCUGCCCAAGCUCCUGGGGUGCCAGCACUUCUUCUGUGCCGUCUGCCUGAAGCUCCUGUUGUGCGUGCGGGAUGACAUGUGGUCCAUCACCUGCCCACUGUGCCGCAAGGCCACCACCAUCCCUGGGGGCCUCAUCUGCAGCCUGCGUGACCAGGAGGCCGUGGUGAGGCAGCUGACCAGGCCAUGCCCAGAGGUGCGGCUCUGUCCUCAGGUCCUGUCGGAUCCUGUCGUGUUGGCAGCAGGGAAUCCCAGCUUGGUAGGAGAGGAUGGGCAGGACGCAGUGAAUGCCAACCGCGUGGCAGCCCGGCGCCUGGCGGCACACCUGCUCCUACUGGUCUUACUCAUUAUCCUCAUCCUGCCCUUCAUCUACCCGGGGGUCAUGCAGUGGGUGCUCACCUUCAUUAUCGCACUGGCCCUGCUGCUGUCCACUGUCUUCUGCUGCCACCCCAGCAGCCAGGGCAGCUGCUGGUCCUCCCCAAGGACUCUCCUGUGCAGGGAGCAUAAACACAGUGAGAUCUCCUCCAUUGCCUGAGUGCUCUGGCCAGGCAGCCGCUGCCGCACCUCCUGCCUCAUGGGCCUCGUUACUCUCACUGUGAACAGGGUAAGGGACAGGGGCUGUAAACUGCCGGGCUCCCUCGGGAGGUGAAAUGCCAGCUGGACCUGCAAGCAAAGCCAGAAUGGCCAUCUUGGGUCAAGAACUAUGCACAUGGAUGAUAGACUUAGCCUGCCCACGGUAUGGAGCACCUGCACCGUCUGGAAUGGGGAAGGAGGCACAAAUUACUUGAACGCUGCAAAGGGGGGCCUCCUGUUACUUUUAUUCUGAUGUUUCUGGUUUUCCUUUAUAUGCCUGAUGACUUUAUUGUAGAACAAAUAGAAUGAGGACUCCUUUUUUGCAAAUUCUGUA
Manis javanica (Malayan pangolin) is the source of this 1278-nucleotide messenger RNA. RefSeq names its product ring finger protein 186 (gene RNF186). Gene Ontology annotation, cellular component: endoplasmic reticulum membrane. The record is from RefSeq and is a predicted model, not a curated record. NCBI's taxonomy places the organism in Eukaryota, Metazoa, Chordata, Mammalia, Pholidota, Manidae. Gene Ontology annotation, molecular function: ubiquitin protein ligase activity. Gene Ontology annotation, biological process: protein localization to mitochondrion; protein K63-linked ubiquitination; proteasome-mediated ubiquitin-dependent protein catabolic process.